CUCGAGCGGUGCUUCCCCGCCCUCCCGCUAGGGCGGCGCUGUUCGGGAAGCCUCCUUGCCUUUGCGGAAGGCGCCGCUCUUGGCGUUGCGGCAUCGCUGACACUCGGAGGCGAGACUUCCUCCGCGGUUGCAGGCUGAGUGCGGCACCGGUGUGGGCUGCAGCUGCAGGACGUUUCUCUGUGCGGCUUGCCAUGGAGCGCUCGGGGCCCAGCGAAGUGACAGGCUCAGACGCGUCGGGACCCGACCCAGAGCUGGCAGUUACCAUGGGCUUCACGGGGUUCGGAAAAAAAGCUCGCACAUUUGACUUGGAAGCUAUGUUUGAGCAAACUCGAAGAACAGCUGUGGAAAGAAGUCGGAAGACACUGGAAGCAAGAGAAAAAGAAGAAGAAAUGAACAGAGAGAAAGAAUUAAGAAGACAAAGUGAAGAUAUUGAACCCACACCAUCAGGCUCAAAUAUGGCCAGAGAUUGCUCAAAAUCAUUAUCCAGGGAUACCAGUAGCAGUGAAAGUGAAGACACUUCUGAUUCUUCUUCUGAUGAGUUAAUUGGUCCUCCUUUACCUCCUAAAAUGGUAGGAGAACCAGUUAAUCUUAUGGAGGAAGAUAUCCUUGGGCCUUUACCCCCACCGCUUUAUGAAGAAGGAGAAGAUGAUGAUGAUGACGAAGGAGAAGAUGAAGGAGAAGAGGAAAAUCCUGUCCAAAAGAUUCCUGACUCACAUGAGAUAACACUGAAGCAUGGCACUAAAACAGUUUCUGCUUUGGGUCUGGAUCCCUCAGGUGCCCGUUUGGUGACUGGAGGAUAUGACUACGAUGUUAAAUUUUGGGACUUUGCUGGAAUGGAUGCUUCUUUUAAGGCAUUUCGAUCCCUUCAGCCCUGUGAAUGUCAUCAGAUCAAGUCAUUACAGUACAGUAACACAGGAGACAUGAUUCUUGUUGUAUCUGGAAGCUCACAGGCCAAGGUGAUUGAUAGAGAUGGUUUUGAAGUAAUGGAAUGUAUAAAGGGAGACCAGUAUAUUGUGGACAUGGCCAACACAAAGGGUCACACAGCAAUGCUUCAUACUGGCUCAUGGCAUCCCAAAAUAAAGGGAGAAUUUAUGACUUGCUCAAAUGAUGCGACUGUCAGGAUAUGGGAAGUUGAGAAUCCAAGGAAGCAAAAAAGUGUGUUUAAACCACGGACAAUGCAGGGUAAAAAAGUUAUUCCUACUACGUGCACAUAUAGUAGAGAUGGAAACCUCAUAGCAGCUGCCUGCCAGAAUGGAAGCAUACAGAUCUGGGAUCGCAAUUUAACUGUUCAUCCUAAAUUCCACUAUAAACAGGCUCAUGACCCAGGCACAGACACUUCUUGUGUGGCUUUUUCCUAUGAUGGUAAUGUCCUUGCUUCUCGUGGAGGUGAUGAUACAUUAAAAUUAUGGGAUGUCCGACAAUUUAAUAAGCCACUUUUUUCAGCCUUGGGUCUUCCCACCAUGUUCCCAAUGACUGACUGCUGUUUUAGUCCAGAUGAUAAACUCAUAGUCACCGGUACCUCUGUUCAAAGGGGAUGUGGCAGUGGCAAACUCGUUUUCUUUGAGCGCAGGACUUUCCAAAGAGUGUAUGAAAUAGACAUCACUGAUGCGAGUGUUGUGCGCUGUCUGUGGCAUCCAAAGUUGAACCAGAUCAUGGUUGGAACUGGAAAUGGAUUGGCAAAGGUCUAUUAUGAUCCCAAUAAGAGUCAGAGGGGAGCAAAAUUAUGUGUGGUUAAAACUCAGCGGAAGGCGAAACAAGCUGAGACUCUAACCCAGGACUACAUCAUCACUCCUCAUGCCUUGCCUAUGUUCCGUGAGCCCCGCCAACGGAGUACCAGGAAACAGCUGGAGAAGGACAGACUGGACCCCCUAAAGUCACACAAACCUGAACCUCCUGUAGCAGGCCCAGGUCGUGGUGGCCGAGUUGGAACCCAUGGAGGUACUCUUUCUUCCUACAUCGUGAAGAACAUUGCUCUGGACAAGACUGAUGACAGUAAUCCCAGGGAAGCCAUUUUGCGUCAUGCCAAAGCAGCAGAAGACAACCCAUAUUGGGUUUCUCCAGCUUAUUCCAAGACUCAGCCCAAAACUAUGUUUGCCCAAGUUGAAUCUGAUGAUGAGGAAGCAAAGAAUGAACCAGAAUGGAAAAAACGUAAAAUUUGAAGAAUUUUGUUUGAGAACCGUUUGCAUGAGAGGAAGGGAUGUGGAACAGUGUUUUGAUUUCUUUAAUGCUUAUGAAAUAAAAAAUGCAUUUUUAUGAACA
This is a messenger RNA of Ictidomys tridecemlineatus (thirteen-lined ground squirrel), 2259 nucleotides long. RefSeq names its product WD repeat domain 70 (gene Wdr70). Lineage: Eukaryota; Metazoa; Chordata; Mammalia; Rodentia; Sciuridae. Gene Ontology annotation, cellular component: site of double-strand break; nucleus. Gene Ontology annotation, molecular function: protein binding. The record is from RefSeq and is a predicted model, not a curated record.